AUGAAAAACAAUAAAAUACUCUUUCUGCCAACAUUAUCAGAACUUGAUGUUACUCUACUUGAACAAUCAGUCAAUACCAAUGGAACUAGUUAUAAAUGGAUUCAAUUACCAUUACUUCGGGUCAAUCAUUAUAUGGAAAUCUUGGAUGAAUUGUUUGUGGACAAACUCUCACUUAGGGGAAAUCCUUCAGUUCAAAAUGUUCUGAAGGAUAUUGAAGGACCUCCAAGACUAUUGCAAAUGCUCUUACAUUAUGCUGCAUUAUUUCAUCAUCAUAAAGAUCUAAUUCCUUAUAAAUUCUAUGAUUCACCCUUAAAUAUCGAAGAUGCAUACAAAACCCUCUCAAUAGAUGGUCCACUUAAAACAGUCAUGUUAUUAUUAGAAGAAAAUUUAUACCCACUUGUUUAUGGUUAUGCUAUUAUCAACAAGCCUGUUUUGUUGAGAACAGUCAUUAGAAAUACAAUAGUAAAUGAGUUAGUAAAAAAAGGGUUGGUUUUUAUUCGUGAAGAAGUAGAUAUAUCCUCAAGAGAGUUCCUUCCAUCAAAAGUUGCCAAAGUUGGUGGAGUUUGUCCAGGGCUGUAUCUUCAUUUACCAUUCAUAUAUUUGCAUUUGAUAUCUCAAUAUGUGACAAAAGAAAUGGAUUGCCCAAUAUUGUCCUUGAUUAAUGAAUCAUUAAAAUAUGAACAAGUUGGACUUGUAGAACUUAUUGGAAGCUAUUCUGCAAUAUCAGAUGCUGAUGUAUCAUUGCAUAAAAUUCAUGUUAAUAUCUCUUUAGGAAAUUGUAUAGUUCACUAUGUAUCAAAAUCAUUAACUUCAAAAAAUUUCAUCAGCUAUGCAAAGAGAAUAGCUGAAGAAAAGGAUUAUAAAGAUUUUGUUUCAAUAAUCAACAAACCUAAAGCUCUAUCUAUAGAUUGGGCUGUAACAUUUUUUAAUAGCAAGAACAUUCCAACUUUUUUAUCCAAAAUUCCUGAUCUUCCAUACCUAAGAUCUCAAAGUAAUGAUAAUCUUUCACAAAACCUUAUAUAUAAAAAUGAUGAUAAUGACAAUAUGGAGAUUGAUGAUGACCUUCCAAAGCAUCUAAUUCUUAUGGGACAGAAUAAAAGAUUUAUAGUUACCUCAUUAACUCAAUCAAUAAUUAGAAAUGAAAUUCAAAAGAUACUAAUUUUAUUGUUUAUAAUAAUAAUUAAAAGAUAUAAAACUAAUUAUGAAUUUUAUUCAGAUUCAGAAGGUAGUAAAUGA
Funneliformis geosporum is the source of this 1236-nucleotide messenger RNA. The record is from the annotation of a GenBank genome assembly. NCBI's taxonomy places the organism in Eukaryota, Fungi, Glomeromycota, Glomeromycetes, Glomerales, Glomeraceae.